ACAAACGGAAGCAUUUCUGAAGUUUUCUUUAGUAGACGAACCUCAUUGUCAUUUUCGGCAAUAAAAAUAUUCUAAUGAGCGUUUCUGAAAGCACCCAGACAAUGAAUGGGAAGUGUCUGCGCGGCUUUUUUUUGAGGCAUUAUUUACUUUUUGUUAUCUAAACACCGAUGGGGCUAUUAUUUGGAUAACAAUGAAAGAAAACAUUUUGCCUUAAGGGAGGAGCGGCUUAUAUUGUCAUCACUAAAACAAUGCAACUAUAUUUUCAAAGUCAUCAAUAAAAAAAAUCAAACGGCAUCACUUUUUAGAAACACCUACCGGAUAAGUGCACAAGAGAUCCACAAAAGAGCUUCGUUUCCAAUUAAUGGGCAAUAGACGGACCUAUGGGCCAAACCGCGAGGACCCUGUGAGGGGCUAUGCGGAUGCCGCUAUGGAGUUUCCCAGACUGCUUGCCUUGCUGUUGUUAGUUUUGGACUGGACCCAGCCAGGCUUGUCAUCCCCACUGAGGCCAAUUUGUGACCUGAGGGUCCUGAACCAUUUCAUACAGGAAGCACGAGACGCAGAAGGUGCUAUGAAGUCAUGUAGAGAAGGCUGUGGCCUGUCCCAGUCUGUCACCGUCCCCCAGACUACAGUAGACUUUGAUGUAUGGGAGAAGAAAAAUGCACUGGAGCAAGCCCAGGAGGUGCAGACUGGCUUAUGGUUGUUACAACAGUCCUUCAACACGCUACAGACGUCGGUCACCAACACAGCAAUGCACAGUCACAUAGACAACACCAUCAGAAACCUGCUCAGCAUCAACGCUGUGCUGCGUAGUCUCAACAUCCAGGAAUUUACACCACCAGCAAAUGCAACAGACCUUGAGGGAACAUGGAGGGUGUCCUUAGCAACAGAGCUGCUUCAGGUCCACGUCAACUUCCUGCGAGGCAAAGUGCACCUUCUUCUUUCGAGUGCACAGGCAUGCAAGCCAGAUGUCAGCUGAUCAACCGAUCGCCCCAUCCCGGGCGAAGAAAUUUGUGUUUCCAAAGGCAAGAGGAGAAAUGUGACACUGGUUAACCUGCACGCUGCUGGAAGCGGUGUGGAAUGAGAAAGACGCAGCAGUCGUCGCAUGCAGAGGAAGAGCUGAAAGGAUAGGACUGUCUCAGCAACGCUUUGGAUGGACAGGAGAUGAACGCACCUUGGAAAGUAGAUGUGACUCAUGGACCAAAGUGAUGCUUUUGGGAAGCACUGCUCCAAUAGCUGUUUUACUGGCACUCUCUUGCACUUUGUGUGUGAAUGUACUUCAGUGUGGGUGAGCUAAGACUGAACGUUUCAGUGUCGUCCGUGUGCGUCUGUUUUCAGCGAGUCUGACCCUUACACUUAUUUCUUUAGAGGGAAACACCCAGUUAAUACUGACUACACCUGGGCAUCAAUUUCACUACUGGAGGCAGAAACUAACGUGGCCUCACUCAUGGUUUCCACAUUUUUCAACUUUGCCUCACAGAAACAGUCUCUCAGAAUUUUUUCAGUGAAUAUUUUAAUAUAUUUUUAAGUUGAGUAAUUACUAUUUAUACAGAUUUUUCUACUUUAAGCUCAGUCUUUGACGUAGUGUCAGGUCUAACAUGCUAGUUGGGCUCUUUGUCAUGUUUUCUUGUGUAACACUGAACACAUUUGCAAAGGUGUUUGCUCACAUCAUUUGCAAUGGCAUGCUGCUCUUUCUUCUUUUGUUUUUUGAUGAUUGUGUGUACCUGAUUGGCUGUUUGACACUGCAUGUCCUUUCCAAAUAACAAAGACUGACAAAGCUGAUGUUCAGUUCCAGUGAGUUUGGGGGUGUGAGAGGUCAAUGAGGAGGGUUACAUGAGAACUGUGAAGCUGCUACGUCAUUCUCCGUGUUGUUGUUUUUGCCUGACUACACUCAACCAGUCUCUACACGCUGAUAGCCAGACUGUCUGGAAAAACUUACAAUUUACAUCCUGUGGGGCUGUAAUUGCAAAGAGUUUUCCAGAGGCUGACGCUACACCGUCUUCUCCCUCCCUCUAUUGUUCGUCAUCAAACCUCAGCCAGGCAAUCAGUGAGCCCUGGGAACUCGAGGCUUUCUGUAAAAUGGAUGCUCAACUGUUUCAGAUUAGUUAAGUGUUCUUCCUUGUUUUUUCCCUUAUUUUUAUAUCUUGUCGUGCAAGUGCAAGAUGUUUUUAAGGAUGUUUGUAUGUGUUUUCUUUCCUGUUUUGUGUUGUUUUGUCCCAUCACUGUAUGAUUCCCUAUUUAAAUACGAAAUGUUGUUCUCGGAUAAAGAAAGGAUGGAUGGAAACACAA
This is a messenger RNA of Oreochromis aureus, 2286 nucleotides long. RefSeq names its product erythropoietin a (gene epoa). Gene Ontology annotation, biological process: nucleate erythrocyte development. Gene Ontology annotation, cellular component: extracellular region. Gene Ontology annotation, molecular function: hormone activity; cytokine activity; erythropoietin receptor binding. The record is from RefSeq and is a predicted model, not a curated record. NCBI's taxonomy places the organism in Eukaryota, Metazoa, Chordata, Actinopteri, Cichliformes, Cichlidae. Bases 362 to 976 code for a protein of 204 amino acids. The transcript has 5 exons.